CUCUGUCCCUUCAGAUGUGGGACAGAUGGCUAUUGACUGGCUGACCGGGAACUUCUACUUCGAGGACAACAUGGACGAUCGUAUCUUUGUGUGCAACGCGGACGGCCAGACGUGUGUCACCCUGCUGGAUCAGGAGCUCUACAACCCUAAAGGCAUCGCCCUGGACCCCCUGAUGGGCAAGGUGUUCUUCACAGACUACGGUCAGACUCCCAAGGUGGAGCGUUGUGACAUGGACGGUCAGAACCGGACCAAGCUGGUGGAAAGUAAGAUCGUGUUCCCCCACGGUAUCACCCUGGACCUGGUCAACCGGCUGGUCUACUGGGCCGAUGCCUACCUGGACUACAUAGAGGUGGUGGACUACGAGGGCCAGAACAGACACACCAUCAUACAGGGCCUGCUGAUUGAGCAUCUGUACGGGCUGACGGUGUUUGAGAACUACCUGUACGCCACCAACUCCAACGAGGGCAACCUGAACCACGCUAAGACCAGCGUGAUCCGGGUCAACCGCUUCAACUCCUCUGACUUCACGGUGGUGACCCGAGUGGACCGCGGCGCCGCCCUGCACGUGUACCAUCAGAGACGUCAACCCCCAGUGAGAGAGAAGAGUCAUGCGUGUGCCCCGGACCAGUUUAAGAAGCCAGGAGGCUGCUCCGACAUCUGUCUGCUGGGGAACAGCCACAAGACCCGGACCUGCCGCUGUCGCUCUGGAUUCAGCCUGGGCAGCGACGGGAAGUCCUGCAAGAAACCUGAACACGAGUUGUUCCUUGUGUACGGUAAGGGUCGCCCUGGCAUCAUCCGUGGCAUGGACAUGAAUGCCAAGGUCCCCGACGAGUUCAUGAUCCCCAUUGAGAACCUGAUGAACCCCCGGGCGCUGGACUUCCACGCCGAGAGCGAGUUCAUCUACUUCGCUGACGCCGUGAGUUACAUCAUCGGGCGGCAGAAGAUUGACGGCACGGAGAGAGACACCAUCCUGAAGGACGGCGUCCACACCGUGGAGGGGAUAGCGGUAGACUGGAUGGCAGGUAARCUGUACUGGACAGACGACGGGCCCGUGAAGACCAUCAGUGUGGCCAGGCUGGAGAAGGCCUCUCAGACACGCAAGACCCUCAUCGAGGGCAAGAUGACCCACCCCCGCGCCAUCGUAGUGGACCCCCAGCACGGGUGGAUGUACUGGACAGACUGGGAGGAGGACCCCAAGAAGAGUAACCGAGGGAAGAUCAAGAAGGCGUGGAUGGACGGCUCUCACGACCAGGUCCUGCUGACCAGUAAGACCGUGCUGUGGCCCAACGGCCUGAGUCUGGACAUCCCGCAGGGCAUCCUGUACUGGGUGGACGCAUACUACGACCGCAUCGAGAUGGUUUACCUCAACACCACCGAGCGCAAGAUGGUGUACGAGGGAAACGAGCUGAACCACGCCUUCGGCCUGUGUCACUACAAGCAGUACCUGUUCUGGAACGAGUACCGCGGCGGCAGCAUCUUCAAACUAGAUACCUCCACCAGCACUGUCACGCUGCUCCGCAACGAACGCCCACCCCUCUUCGAGAUCCGUGUGUACGACGCUCACCAGCAGCAAGGGACCAACCUGUGUCGCGUGAAAAACGGCGGCUGCAGCAGUCUGUGUCUYGCUAUCCCUGACGGCAGGUCCUGUGGCUGUGCUGACGACCAGAUACUGGGUGACGACAAUGUCACCUGUAAAGCCAACCCCUCCUACAUCCCUCCUCCUCAYUGUCAGCUCGGGGAGUUUGCCUGUAAGAACAACCGCUGUAUCCAGGAGCGAUGGAAGUGUGACGGGGACAACGACUGUCUGGACAACAGCGACGAGGCGCCCGAGCUCUGCCACCAGCACACGUGUCCAUCGGACCGGUUCAAGUGUCAGAACAACCGCUGUAUCCCGCUGCGUUGGCUCUGUGACGGGGACAACGACUGUGGCACCGAUGAGGAUGAGUCUAAUACUACCUGCUCAGCUCGUACGUGCCCGCCCAACCAGUAUGCGUGUGCCAGUGGGCGCUGCAUCCCCACUUCCUGGACAUGUGACCUGGAUGAUGACUGUGGGGACCGUUCUGAUGAGCCGGCCUCCUGUGCCUACCCCACCUGCUUCCCCCUCACCCAGUUCACCUGUGCCAACGGCCGCUGCAUCAACGUCAACUGGCGCUGUGACAACGACAACGACUGCGGGGACAACAGCGACGAGGCAGGCUGCAGCCACUCCUGCUCUAGUGUUCAGUUCAAGUGUAACAGCGGCCGCUGCAUCCCUGAGUACUGGACCUGUGACGGGGACAACGACUGUGGAGACUACAGCGACGAGACCCACGCCAACUGUACCAACCAGGCCACCCGUCCUCCCGGUGGUUGCCACGUGGAUGAGUUCCAGUGUCGCAUGGACGGCCUGUGCAUCCCCAUGCGCUGGCGCUGCGACGGGGACACCGACUGCAUGGACCUGAGUGACGAGAGCGACUGUGAGGGAGUGACGCACAUGUGUGACCCAGCCGUCAAGUUCAGCUGCAGGAACUCUGCUCGUUGUAUCAGCAAGGCCUGGGUGUGUGACGGGGACAGUGACUGUGAGGACAACUCGGACGAGGACAACUGCGAGGCGUUGGUGUGUAAGCUGUCUCACCACGUCUGUGUCACCAACGACUCGAUCUGUCUGCCCACRGAGAAGCUGUGUGACGGCACUGACGACUGCCCCGACGGCUCUGACGAGAAACURUGUGACCUGUGCUCCAUAGACAACGGAGGCUGCAGCCACAACUGCUCCAUCAUCCCUGGGGAGGGCUUCAUGUGUUCCUGCCCCCUGGGCAUGGAGCUGGGCGCCGACAACAAGACCUGCCACAUCAUGAACCUCUGCGCCAAGCACCUCAAGUGCAGCCAGAAGUGUGAGCAGGAGAAGAGCAGCGUCAAGUGUUCCUGCUACGAGGGCUGGGAGCUGGAGACAGAUAUGGAGAGCUGCAAGAGCACUGACCCCUUCAAGCCGUUCAUCAUCUUCUCCAACCGRCAUGAGAUCCGUCGUAUUGACCUCCACAAGGGAGAGUUCAGCGUGRUGGUGCCUAACCUGAGGAACACCAUCGCUCUGGACUUCCACCUCAGCCAGAACACCCUCUACUGGACCGACGUGGUGGAGGACAAGAUCUACCGUGGGAAACUGUCCGAGAACGGAGCUCUGACCACUUUCGAGGUAGUGAUCCAGUAUGGGCUGGCCACUCCAGAGGGUCUGGCCGUGGACUGGAUAGCAGGGAACAUCUACUGGGUGGAGAGUAACCUGGACCAGAUCGAGGUGGCCAAYCUGGACGGAACCAUGAGGACCACGCUACUGGCUGGAGAGGUGGAGCACCCCCGGGCCAUCGCCCUGGACCCCCGAGACGGUAUUCUGUUCUGGACGGACUGGGAUGCCAGUCUGCCCAGGAUAGAGGCAGCAUCUAUGAGCGGUGAGGGCAGGAGGACUAUCCACAGAGAGACUGGCAGCGGUGGCUGGCCAAACGGACUGACUGUAGACUACAUGGAGAGACGCAUUGUAUGGAUCGACGCCAGGUCUGAUGCCAUCUACUCUGCUCUGUAUGACGGCUCUGGUCUGAUCGAGGUGCUGAGGGGUCAUGAGUACCUGUCUCAUCCUUUUGCUGUCACUAUGUACGGAGGAGAGGUGUACUGGACGGACUGGAGGACCAACACUCUGGCCAAGGCCAACAAGUGGACCGGCAACAACGUAACCGUGGUCCAACGCACCAACACACAACCCUUCGACCUGCAGGUGUACCAUCCCUCCAGACAGCCCCAAGCUCCUAACCCUUGUGCCACCUCUGAUGAGCAGAGCCAGUGUUCUCACCUGUGUCUGAUCAGCUACAACCAGACAUUCUCCUGUGCCUGUCCUCACCUUAUGAAGCUGCAGGCUGACAAACGCACCUGCAAAGAGUCUCGCCAGUUCCUGCUGUAUGCCCGUCAGAUAGAGAUCAGGGGAGUGGACAUAGACAACCCCUACUAUAACUACAUCAUCUCCUUCACCGUGCCAGACAUAGACAACGUGACCGUGGUGGACUAUGACGCCGUGGAGCACCGGAUCUACUGGUCAGACGUCCGAACCCAGACCAUCAAGAGAGCCUUCAUCAACGGCACCGGAGUGGAGACCGUGGUGUCUGCUGACCUGCCCAACGCCCAUGGUCUGGCAGUAGACUGGGUGUCUAGGAACCUGUUCUGGACCAGCUAUGAUGCCAAUAAGAAGCAGAUCAACGUGGCCAGACUGGACGGAUCCUUUAAGAACGCUAUUAUCCAGGGCCUUGACAAACCCCACUGUCUGGUCCUGCACCCUAUACUGGGAAAGAUGUACUGGACUGAUGGGGACAACAUCAGUAUGGCCAACAUGGAUGGCAGCAACCGUACCAUGCUCUUCACCAAUCAAAAGGGCCCUGUGGGCCUGUCUAUAGACUACGACAGUGAGCAGCUGUACUGGGUCAGCUCAGGGAACGGCACCAUCAGCCGCUGUCAGAUGGACGGCUCAGGCCUGGAGGUCCUGGACGGGGUCAAACCAGGCAGGCUGACCAAGGCGUCCGCUCUGGCUAUCAUGGGUGACAAGCUGUGGUGGGCAGACCAGGGGACAGACCAGAUAGGGACGUGUGAUAAAAGUGAUGGCGGGAACUGGAAGGUGCUACGUAACAACACCUCUCCUAUGAUGCACAUGAGAAUAUACAACGAGAGCCUGCAGAUAGGUACAGGCAUCAACCUGUGCAGUAAUAACAAUGGAGACUGUUCCCAGCUGUGCCUGCCCACCUCCUCUACCACCAGAACCUGUAUGUGUACUGCAGGCUACAGCCUUAAGAGUGGACAGCAGUCCUGCGAGGGUAUGGGRUCCUUCCUGCUCUACUCAGUACAUGAGGGAAUUAGAGGAAUCCCCCUGGACCCGUCUGAUAAAUCUGAUGCCCUGGUGCCCGUGUCUGGCACCUCGCUAGCUGUGGGCAUCGACUUCCACGCCGAAAAUGACACUAUCUACUGGGUGGACAUGGGACUGAGCACCAUCAGCCGAGCUAAGAGAGACCAGACGUGGCGAGAAGACGUGGUGACCAACGGCAUCGGCAGGGUGGAGGGCAUCACUGUGGACUGGAUCGCAGGUAACAUCUACUGGACAGACCAGGGCUUUGACGUCAUCGAGGUGGCCAGACUCAAUGGAUCCUUCUGCUARGUGGUCAUCUCCCAGGGCRUGGACAAGCCCCGCGCCAUCACCGUGCACCCAGAGAGAGGGUAUCUGUUCUGGACAGAGUGGGGCCAGGUCCCCCGUAUAGAGAGGGCCCGUCUGGAUGGCUCUCAGAGAUUAGUCCUGGUCAACUCCAGCAUCAUGUGGCCCAACGGAAUCUCCAUCGACUACAAGGAGGGGCUGRUGUACUGGUGUGACGCACGGACAGACCGGAUCGAGCGCAUCAACCUGGAGACGGGAGAGAACAGAGAGGUGGUGCUGGUUAACAACAACAUGGACAUGUUUGCUGUGUCCGUCUUCGAGGGCUACAUUUACUGGAGUGACAGGACUCACGCCAACGGUUCCAUCAAGAGAGGCAACAAAGACAACGCUACAGAAUAUGUGUAUCUGAGGACAGGCAUCGGUGUACAACUGAAGGACAUCAAGGUCUUCAACAGGGACCGGCAACAAGGCACCAACGUCUGUAAAGACAACAACGGCGGCUGCGAACAGCUCUGCCUUUACCGRGGCAACGGGGAGCGAACGUGCGCCUGCGCACACGGCAUGCUGGCCGAGGACYGCCGCGGUUGCCGCGACUACGACAGCUACCUGCUUUACUCGGAGCGGACCAUUCUGAAGAGCAUCCACCUAUCAGACGAGACCAACCUGAACGCCCCCAUCAAGCCCUUCGAGGACCCGGAACACAUGAAGAACGUCAUCGCRCUGACCUUUGACUACCGCGGAGGAGGGGGGAGGGGAGCCAAUCGGAUCUUCUUCAGUGACAUACACUUUGGAAACAUCCAGCAGAUCAACGAUGACGGAUCAGACCUCAAGACGGUGGUGGAGAAUGUAGGCUCAGUGGAGGGCUUGGCGUACCACCGUGGCUGGGACACCCUCUAUUGGACCAGCUACACCACCUCCACCAUCACCCGACACACGGUCGACCAGAGCCGACCGCAGGCCUACGACCGCAACACCGUGGUCACCAUGUCUGGAGACGACCACCCCAGGGCKUUUGUACUGGAUGAGUGUCAAAAUCUGAUGUUCUGGACCAACUGGAACGAGCAGUCCCCCAGUAUKAUGCGUGCCAGUCUGUCUGGUGCCAACGUGCUGGUGAUCAUCGGUAAUGACAUCCGCACCCCCAACGGCCUGGCCAUAGACCACCGCGCCGAGAAACUCUACUUCUCAGACGCCACGCUGGACAAGAUCGAGCGCUGCGAGUACGACGGCAGCAACCGAUACGUGGUUGUGAAGAAUGAGCCAGUGCAUCCGUUUGGCCUGGCGGUGUAUGGAAACUACAUCUUCUGGACUGAUUGGGUCCGCAGGGCCGUGCUCAGGGCCGACAAGUUUGUGGGUAGAGACAUGAGGUUGCUGAGAAAUGACAUCCCCCAGCAGCCAAUGGGAAUCAUCGCUGUGGCCAACGACACCAACAGCUGUGAGUUCUCUCCCUGUCUGAUCAACAACGGGGGCUGUCAGGACCUGUGUCUGCUCACCUCAGACGCGAGGGUCAACUGUAGUUGCCGUGGAGACCGCAGACUCCUGGAGGACAACUCCUGUUCGGCUCUGAACACGUCGUGUGGCAGUGUGGACGACUUUGAGUGUGGCAACGGGGACUGCAUCAACUACAGCCUGACCUGUGACGGCAUGGCCCACUGCAAGGACAAGUCAGACGAGAAACCGUCUUACUGCGCGAACCGGCUGUGUAAGAAAGGCUACAGGCGCUGUAUCAACGGCCGCUGCAUCGGCCACAUGUUCUGGUGUGACGGGACUGACGACUGUGGAGAUCACUCCGACGAGCUGCCCUGCAACAUGACCCUGUGCAAAGCCGGAGAGUUCCAGUGUCGAGAUGGGAGCUGCAUCUCCAACACCAGCCGCUGUGACCAGGUGGUCAACUGUGAGGACGCCAGUGACGAGAUGAACUGCUUGCCAACUGACUGUUCCCGCUACUUCCGUCUGGGGGUGAAGGGGGCGACCUUUCAGAGCUGUGAGAGGACCACGCUGUGCUACCUGCCUUCCUGGCAGUGRGACGGCAACAACGACUGUGGAGACUUCUCGGAUGAGAGAAACUGCCCAGACAAGAAGAAGCUGAAGUGCCCGGUGAACUUCUUUGCGUGCCCCAGUGGUCGCUGUAUCCCUAUGAGCUGGACCUGUGACAAGGAGAACGACUGCGAGAACGGCGCUGACGAGACCCACUGUGAUAAGUUCUGUACGUCCACCGAGUUUGAGUGUGGGAACCAUCGCUGUAUCUCCAACCACUGGGUGUGUGACGGCGCUGACGACUGCGGCGACAAUAGUGACGAGGACAGCAGAUGCAAAACCAAGACGUGCAGCCCAGAGGCGUUCCAGUGUCCCGGCACCCAUGUGUGUGUCCCUCAACGCUGGAAGUGUGACGGGGAUAAGGACUGUCUGGACGGGGCUGACGAGAGUGUCAAGGCUGGCUGCUUGUACAACAACACCUGUGACGAGAAUGAGUUCAUGUGUCAGGACAGACAGUGUAUCCCCAAGCACUUUGUGUGUGACCACGACAUCGACUGCUCUGACGGAUCCGACGAGUCCCCACAGUGUGAGUAUCCUACAUGUGGGCCGGAGGAGUUCCGCUGUAACAACGGCCGCUGCCUCAACCAGAAGAGCUGGGAGUGUGAUGGAGAUUUUGACUGUCAGGACCGCUCUGAUGAAGCUCCCAAGAACCCCCGGUGCACAGACUCAGAGAGGAAGUGUAAUGACUCUGCCUACAUGUGUCGUAACGGGAAGUGUCUUAACGAGACGUUGCUGUGUGACCGUAACGACGACUGUGGUGACGGCUCUGACGAACUCAACUGCUUCAUCAACGAGUGUCUCAACAGCAAGCAGAGUGGCUGCUCUCAGCUCUGUGAGGACCUCAAGAUAGGCUUCAAGUGCAGGUGUCACCCUGGUUUCCAGCUGAAGCGGGAUGGGAAGACGUGUGUGGACAUAGAUGAGUGUACCACGUCCUACCCCUGUACCCAGCGCUGUAUCAACACUCACGGAUCCUUCCACUGUCUCUGUGUGGAGGGCUUCCAGCUACGACCGGACAAUCCUACUAUCUGCAAGUCCACCUCUGAUGAGGAGCCCUUCCUGAUCUUUGCCAACCGGUACUACCUGAGGAAACUGGACCUGAAUGGCACCAACUACACUCUGAUUAAACAGGGCCUGAACAACGCGGUGGCUCUGGAUUUCCACUAUGCAGAGCAGAUGCUCUACUGGACCGACGUGACCACUCAGGGCUCCAUGAUACGACGCAUGAACAUCAACGGCAGCAACAUCGAGGUGCUGCACCGGACCUCCCUCAGUAACCCAGACGGAUUGGCUGUAGACUGGGUCGGAGGAAACCUGUACUGGUGUGAUAAGGGGCGGGACACCAUCGAGGUGUCCAAGCUAGGAGGAGCCUUCCGGUCGGUCCUGGUGAACACCGGCCUGAGGGAACCACGCGCUGUGGCUUUGGAUGUACGCAACGGGUACCUGUACUGGUCAGACUGGGGUGACAACCCCCACAUAGGGCGGAUUGGGAUGGACAGCUCCAACCGAAGUGUGAUCGUCGAGGACAAGAUCACCUGGCCCAAUGGUCUUACGUUAGACUUCAUCAACGACCGCAUCUACUGGGCCGAUGCCAGAGAGGACUACAUUGAGUUUGCCAGCCUGGAUGGGACCAACAGACACACGGUGCUUACCCAGGACAUCCCCCACAUCUUCGCCAUGACCCUGUUUGAGGAGUACAUCUACUGGACCGACUGGGAGACCAAGUCCAUCAACAGGUGUCACAAGACCCUGGGUAUCAACAAGACCACCCUGAUCACUACCCUCCACCGGCCCAUGGACAUCCACAUCUACCACCCUUACCGCCAGCCUGAGGUGUUUAACCACCCGUGCCAGACAGACAACGGUGGCUGUAGUAACCUGUGUCUGCUGAGCCCUGGCGGGGGCUACAAGUGUGCCUGUCCCACCAACUUCUACCUGGCCAACGAUGGACGCACCUGCAUGUCCAACUGCACUGCCAGCCAGUUUGUGUGUAAGAACGACAAGUGCAUCCCCUUCUGGUGGAAGUGUGACACGGAGGACGACUGUGGGGAUCGCUCGGACGAGCCUGCAGAAUGUCCUGAGUUCAAGUGCAGGCCAGGCCAGUUUCAGUGUGGGACAGGCAUCUGCACCAACCCAGCCUACAUCUGUGACGGGGACAACGACUGCCAGGACAAUUCGGACGAGGCCAACUGCGACAUCCACGUGUGUCUGCCCAGUCAGUUCAAGUGCUCCCACCCUAGCCGCUGUAUCCCGGGAAUCUUCCGCUGUAACGGACAGGACAACUGUGGCGAAGGAGAGGACGAGAAGGACUGCCCCGAGGUCACGUGUGCGCCCACCCAGUUCCAAUGUGCCAUCACCAAGCGCUGUAUCCCUCGCGUCUGGGUGUGUGACCGUGACAAUGACUGUGUGGAUGGGUCGGACGAACCAGCCAACUGCACCCAGAUGACAUGUGGCGUGGAUGAGUUUCGCUGUAAGGACUCUGGACGCUGCAUCCCGGCCCGGUGGAAGUGUGACGGAGAAAAUGACUGUGGAGACUCAUCUGACGAACCCAAAGAGGAAUGUGAUGAGAGGACGUGUGAGCCGUACCAGUUCAGGUGUAAGAACAACCGCUGUGUCCCGGGCCGCUGGCAGUGUGACUACGACAACGACUGUGGGGACAACUCGGACGAGGACAAGUGCGUGCCGCGGCCGUGRUCCGAGAGUGAGUUUGCCUGUACCAACGGACGCUGUAUCGCCGGGAGGUGGAAGUGUGAUGGAGACCAUGACUGUGCUGACGGAUCUGAUGAGGACGGCUGUGAGCUGAGGUGUGACAGUGACCAGUUCCAGUGUAAGAACGGACACUGCAUCCCCAACCGCUGGCGCUGCGACGCAGACGCUGACUGUUUGGACGGCAGCGAUGAGGAGAAGUGUCACAUUGCUCCUAAACACUGCCCCCUGGAUGACUUCCAGUGUAACAACACGCUGUGUAAGCCCCUGGCCUGGAAGUGUGACGGAGAGGACGACUGUGGAGACAACUCGGARGAGAAUCCUGACGAGUGCAGGAGGUUCCAGUGCCCCCCCACCAGGACUUUCCGCUGCCAGAACGACCGUGUGUGUCUGCAGGUGUCCAAACAGUGUGACGGAGUUGACAAUUGCGGGGACAACUCUGAUGAGCUCAACUGCCAGCCCCCUCCAGCCGAGCCGACCUGUGAGAAGGACGAGUUCCUGUGUGCCAACGGGAGGUGCAUCAGCUCCAGCCUGCGCUGUAACUUCUUCAACGACUGUGAGGACUACGGUUCAGACGAGAUCCACUGCAAGACAGACACCAAYCUGAACGACUGCAGGAGUAACAGGACUCUGUGUGGGGACGGGGACGAGGCACACUGCGUCACCAACGGGACAGACUCCUUCUGCUCCUGCAAACCAGGCUUCAAGAAGACUGGCCACAACACCUGUGGAGAUAAGAACGAGUGUAAGCAGUUUGGGGUGUGCUCACAUGUGUGCAACAACAGCAAGGGAUCCUACAAGUGCAGCUGCCACAAAUACUUCACCAGGAUCAACGACACCUGCAAGGCUGACAGAACAGUACGCAGACAAGUGCUCUACAUCGCCGACCGACACGAGAUCCGCAGCCUGGACCCUGGCAUGCCCAACUGGCGCUACGAGCAGACCUUCCAGGGCGACGCCAACGUGCGCAUCGACGCCAUGGACCUGCACGUCAAGACCAACCGCAUCUACUGGACCAACUGGCACACGGGCAGGAUCUCCUCCUACGAGCUGCCUUCGUCGUCGUCCUCCUCCUCGUCUGGUCCAUCGUCCAAUACACACCGCAACCGUCGCCAGAGUGAGGGAAGUGUUACCACCCUGGAGAUUGUAGGGCAUCUGGAAAUGCCUCGGGGUAUAGCGGUGGACUGGGUGGCUGGUAACCUGUACUGGACUGACUCUGGCAGGGAUGUGAUCGAGGUGGCCCUGAUAUCAGGCCAACACCGCAAGACCCUGAUCUCAGGCAUGAUAGACGAGCCUUACGCCAUCGUAGUGGACCCGCAGAGAGGAACCAUGUACUGGGCCGACUGGGGAAACCACCCUAAGAUUGAGACGGCAGCCAUGGACGGAACCUUGAGACAGACCCUGGUCCAUGAGAACAUCCAGUGGCCCACAGGUCUGGCGGUGGACUACUUCAACGAGCGUCUCUACUGGGCGGACGCUAAGCUCUCGGUCAUCGGCAGCGUGCAUCUCAACGGCUCCGACCCCGUCAUUGCCGUCACCGGACUCAAAAACAACCUGCUCCAUCCGUUCAGCAUUGACAUCUUUGAGGACUACAUAUAUGGCGUCACCUACAUUAAUAACUUUGUGUUCCGGGUCAACAAGUUUGGCAAGGGCCCCAUGGAGAACCUGACCACUGGCAUUAACCACGCCACAGACAUAGUCCUUUACCACCGUUACAAACAACCAGAGAUGGCCAACCCAUGUGACAGGAAGAAGUGUGAGUGGUUGUGUCUGCUCAGCCCCAGUGGUCCAGUCUGCACCUGUCCUAACGACCGCGUGGCUGAAAAUGGCACAUGUGUGGAGAGACCCCCUCCCACACUGUCUCCGUUCUCUCCGCCGUCUGGGCCGUGUACGGUCCUGUGUCUGAACGGCGGGAGCUGUUUCCUGAACGCCAGGCAGCAGGCCAAGUGUCAUUGCCAGUCCAGCUUCACGGGAGAGAGGUGUGAGGUCAACCAGUGUAGAGACUACUGUAGGAAUGGAGGGUCCUGCACUGCCUCCGUCGCAGGGGCCCCUACAUGUCGCUGUCUGAAGGGCUUCACGGGGCCCCAGUGUAACCUGCACACCUGUCAGGACUACUGUCACAAUGGAGGCAACUGCACCGUAUCCCAGGGCAACCAGCCCACCUGCCGCUGUCCGCCUGAGUACCUGGCAGACCAGUGUCAAUACAGUAAAUGUGAGGAUUACUGUAAGAAUGGGAGGGCAGUGUCUGCAGACGGACCCAAUGCUGUCCUAACGGUCAAACCAAUCACACUGCUACACCUGUCUAGAUUUCUGCACCAAGGGACUCUGCUCUAUCGAACCACGCCACACUACUGCCCAGUGCAAGAGUCUCUCUGUAACCUGUGUGACGUGUAUUUAUUUAGGUGUCCUAUAGAAUGGAGUGGGUAUCGAUGUGAAGUCAUUGCCUCGCCUGUGGAUUCUCCCUGUCUCCAGUGGAAGUUCUGCUCCAUAGUCAUCCCAGUGCUGCUGCUGUUGUUACUGGCGCUGCUGGUCGUCGGGGCCAUCUUGUGGUACAAGAGGAGAAUGCGUGGGGCCAAGGGCUUCCAGCAUCACAGGAUGACCAACGGGGCCAUGAACGUGGAGAUAGGGAACCCAGCCUACAAGAUCUACGAAGGGGAGCCAGACGACGAUGCUGGGGAACUCCUGGAUUCGGACUUUGCUUUAGAUCCAGACAAGCCCACCAACUUCACCAACCCAGUGUACGCCACCUUGUACAUGGGAGCCCACAACAGCCGCAGCUCUUUGGCUAGUACAGACGAGAAGAAAGAGUUGCUGUCACAGGGGGACGAUGGGGAGGAUGAGGACAUGAGUGACCCGCUGGCCUAGAGGUCAGGGGUCAGAGGUCAGGCAUGACCGAGCCAAGUCUAGACCACGCCCGCAAAGAGACAAACGCUGAUCUUAUGCCUUUUUACCAAUCGAGAAAAGAAAAGGAACAAAAACAGAACACUGUAUAAAAUGAAGGAGUACUUUUGUAUGUGAUUGCAGUAUUAUAUUUUGUUCUUUUGACAAAAACAAAAAGAAAAUUCCUCUGGUCAGAAAAAGGAAGAACCAUUUUAUAGACAGAUGUAUUCAUUCAACUCUCUCGUUUGAAAAUGUUGCUCACCUCCAUCCUCCCUCGCUACUCUCCCUCCACUCUUCAUCCAUAUAGCCACUACCUCUGUGCAUAGGUGUAGAGCAAAACYAACAGCGGUGGAACAAUUUUAAGUUUUUAUUUUUGUAUGAAUUGUAUAGGGGGAAAAACAUUGUUCCAUUUCAGAGAAGUGCUUGUUGUUUGUGAAAGAUGUAGAGAAAAGAGGAGGGUCAAGUUCAAUACUCAGUCAGUUCCGAAUGCUGGUUUGGUCUAUGCUGGAGGUGCAGAGUGAGACCAUGGCUGAUGGAACGAAAAGAGUUCUGGAACUGUAGUACUGGAACCAGAACCAGAACUGCACAUGUCCACAUGGCAGAGUCAGUCAGCGUCACGCAUACUAAUGUCCGUUCAGUUGAGUGAUUGUCUUUUACCUCCUUGCACAGACUAAAACUGAAAUAUAUUUACACACGCAUAUAUAUAUAUAUAACCCUAUUAACAAAGUGUCUUGACAAUAUACCCAGGAAUACAAAACAUCAAAUAACAUAUAGCAGUCUGUCUGUACUAUGUUUUACCACCUUUUCUGUUUUGGUCUUGAAUAAAUGAACGGCWGAUUUUUUUGCUUAAUGAAUGAAAGUCAGUGGGUUAAUGGAGUGUGUAAUUUGUUGGAGAUAUAUGAUUGUAUUGAAGCAGACGUUCCAGGAUGACAAUUCCGGGGGAAGUAACUGASGAUGUCUUUGGGUUACGAGAGGACAUGUUUUGGGUGUAACACCGAAUGUGGUUUUGGGGGGGCCUUGAUGUGACCGGUGAUACAUAUUGGGGCCCASAGGGUUCAUGGACCAGCGUUCAUCCUGGAAAUAGGCAGUUUGGCACCAAGAAUGCCUCUGUGAAAACCUGCCAUUGCUGAAACUAACCAUCUACAGUACAACAAGCUGAACAUGCUUUUGUCGGUGAUAGUAAACAUACUUUCAGGAGAGGCCAGUUGUUUUUAUGGUACUUGUGGGAAUUUAUAACAACAAUGCUGUGUUUUGUUUCGAAUGUAUGUAAUAAUUACAUUAUGCCGAUGUAAUUUCGGUUUCUGCUCAUUGUAAGCGCAUUCCUCGGGAGGUUCGGACUAUUAGCCUCCUGAUUAGCGUCCCCUGUUGAUUCSCCCCUCUGCCUUGCUGCUAACGCUAGCUAGCCGUCUGUCUGUCGGCUCGUCCGUCUAACCAUCUGUCAGCCAGCCCUGUCUGUCUGCCUGCCUGUCUUGUAUGUCUGAUAGAACUGUCAUUGGUCCAGGCUCAGUCUCAGCCAAUCACGRGCUGCUGAACAUGCUGCUUCUAACCAGUUGGAGGUGAUCAGCCAUAACUGCCAUUCUAUAUUACAGAUUACACUGCAUGCAAUUCACAACACACACACGCAUAUACAAACCCUAUAGCAAACUGUUCUAGCUUAACCAUCACUUUUAUUAACAGUAUGCACUAUCAUUUGGAUUUUAAUAACAUUUCUGCUCUGUUACAUUUUUAUUUGAAUAAUGUAAAUUA
This is a messenger RNA of Salvelinus sp. IW2-2015, 14521 nucleotides long. The record is from RefSeq and is a predicted model, not a curated record. NCBI's taxonomy places the organism in Eukaryota, Metazoa, Chordata, Actinopteri, Salmoniformes, Salmonidae.